This is a messenger RNA of Penicillium antarcticum, 1269 nucleotides long. RefSeq names its product tRNA methyltransferase TRM7. Gene Ontology annotation, cellular component: cytoplasm. Gene Ontology annotation, molecular function: tRNA methyltransferase activity. The record is from RefSeq and is a predicted model, not a curated record. Lineage: Eukaryota; Fungi; Ascomycota; Eurotiomycetes; Eurotiales; Aspergillaceae. The coding region runs from base 1 to 1269 and encodes 422 amino acids. The transcript has a single exon. Gene Ontology annotation, biological process: tRNA methylation; cytoplasmic translation.
AUGGGCAAAUCAUCCAAGGACAAGCGCGACGCUUACUACCGUCUCGCAAAAGAACAAAACUGGCGCGCCCGUUCCGCCUUCAAACUUAUCCAGAUCGACGAGCAAUUCGACCUAUUCGAGCAUGAGGACCCGGACAAUGUCACAAGAGUGGUGGAUUUGUGCGCUGCACCCGGAAGUUGGAGUCAAGUUCUAAGUCGUGUUCUGAUCAAGGGCGAGAGCUUCGGCCGGCGCGCAUGGCUCGAGAAGAAACACCAAGCACAGCAAGGAUUGGCGGACGAGCCAACGAGUGAUGAUAAAAUGGAAAUUGAACCCAGCUCAAGCUCCGAGCUCAAGCCUCGCAAAAAUGUCAAAAUCGUCUCGAUCGACCUGCAGCCUAUGGCCCCUCUCGAGGGCAUCACAACCCUCAAAGCCGAUAUCACCCACCCCUCUACAAUCCCUCUCCUCUUGCGCGCCCUUGACCCCGAAGCAUACGCCCAGGCCUCCGAUUUACAAUCUUCUGCCCCGGAGGUUAUCAGACAACCCCACCCCGUUGAUCUGGUCAUCUCCGACGGUGCACCUGAUGUAACUGGACUUCACGACUUAGACAUCUACAUUCAAUCACAAUUGCUAUAUGCGGCACUCAACCUAGCCAUGGGUGUCCUCCGACCAGGCGGUAAAUUUGUUGCUAAGAUCUUCCGUGGUCGUGACGUGGAUCUGCUUUAUGCACAACUGCGCACCGUUUUCGAGCGUGUCAGCGUUGCCAAGCCACGGAGUAGUCGCGCGAGCAGCUUGGAAGCUUUUGUUGUUUGCGAAGGUUUCAUUCCUCCGGUUAGUGAUAGCGGUGUGGUCGGUAUGGCUGCAUUGAAGGAUCCUCUGUUCGGAGGUGCUGCUGCCCCAGUACCUGUGUCUGAGGAUGGCAAUGUUGCCGUCGAGGUUCGCGAGGAGAUUGAUGAACUUGCACAAAGACAAACUCCUCUGGCUGGAAGCACUGCUUCUGCACCAAAUCACACCACAGGAACCCGUCACCUUCAGAACCCAUCUGAAGAGAAUCAACCUACGAAGCUUUCCAACAAGUUCUCUGAGGAGAACCGAUGGAUUCCCUCAUUUAUUGCAUGUGGAGAUCUUUCUUCUUGGGACUCAGAUGCCUCAUACACGCUGCCGCCGGAUUACGUUACCUUAGAUCCAGUACAGCCUCCUACUGCUCCCCCAUACCGACGGGCAUUGGAGUUAAGGAAAGAAAUGGGCGGCGCAUACGGGAAGACCAAGUUUGGAACUAUAGGCCGGGCUUAA